AUGAAGGCUGUUGCUGCUCUUUCCUGCGUGGCUUUAGCCAACGCUUUUAUCCUCCCCGACCCCCAGAUCUUCGAGCAGGCGGCGAUUAAGAAUGACGAGCGCCCCUCCUGGUGGGACCGCGUUCCCUCCAAGGAUUCCAUCGUGAACACCGUCGAGGAGGGCAUUGAUUCUCUGUCCUCUCAGCUCGAAAGCGCCUUCCACUCUCUGGAGGACACCGUCGAGAACAAAUUUGAGCACAUUUUGGAGGAGGAGGUCUUCAACGGUGGGGAUGGUGACACGUCCGACAAGUCCAUCUUCGAUCUGGUUGCCGGCAGCAAGUACACCACGACGCUUGCGAAGCUCGUCAGCGAAUACGACGACAUCGUCGAGACCCUGAAGAGCACCAAGGCGAACUACACUCUUUUCGCUCCCACGGACCGAGCUUUUGAGAAGCUCCCCAAGCACCACAAGCCUAGCAAGGAGGCUCUCAAGUCGAUCCUGUUGUACCAUGUCGGCAUUGGCGAAUACGACGCGAAGAGGGUUCUGCGCACCCACACCCUCCCCACGCUGCUGAAUGAGCCCUGGCUCGGCGACAAGCCCCAGCGUCUUCGCACCAGUGUUGGUCUCGGAGGUGUCCGCGUCAACUUCUACAGCAAGGUUGUUGCAGUGAACAUCCGUGCAAGCAACGGAGUCAUCCACGGCAUCGACAGCUUGCUCGUCCCGCCGCCCCUGGUCGGCCGCGAGCUGACUCUCCUCCCGAGUCAAUUCUCGACCCUCCUCCUCGCCUACGAGAAGACCGACUUCGUCAAGUUCAUCCACGGCGUCAAGUCCACCGGCACCACCGUCUUCGCUCCCUCGAACAAUGCCUUCGCUCGUCUCGGACCCAGGGCCAAUGCCUUCUUGUUCAACUCCCCGACCGGACUCAAGUUCCUCAAGGCCCUGUUGAAGUACCAGAUCGUCGCCAACACCACCCUCUACAGCGACGCUCUGUACCGCCCCGACAACAAGGGUGAUGCCAGUGUCGAGGAGCACAUCCACGUCGACCUCCCGACUUUGCUCGGCGGCAAGAACAUCGCCGUUGACGUCGCUGUCUGGCGCGGAUUCAGACGCGUCAAGCUCAACGGCUACAUUCCCAUUGUUGUCGCCGACGGUAUUGCGAAGAAUGGCGUGAUUCACGUCCCCGCUCGCGUUCCUAUUCCCCCUCACAAGCACAAGGCCGACAGCGAGGAUGGCUCAAUCACUGUUGAGGAGCUGAAGGAGCGCUUGGCUGAGUACGUCGACGAGGAUGACAAGAAGGACGAGUGGUCUUCUGAGCUCUAA
Molecule: messenger RNA, 1299 nt
Organism: Colletotrichum karsti
Lineage: Eukaryota; Fungi; Ascomycota; Sordariomycetes; Glomerellales; Glomerellaceae
Product: fasciclin domain-containing protein
Exons: 2
Coding region: 1-1299 (432 amino acids)
Biological process (GO): macroautophagy
Cellular component (GO): fungal-type vacuole membrane
Source: RefSeq, a predicted model, not a curated record